This is a messenger RNA of Laetiporus sulphureus 93-53, 2373 nucleotides long. RefSeq names its product RIO1-domain-containing protein. Gene Ontology annotation, cellular component: cytosol; preribosome, small subunit precursor. Bases 17 to 2053 code for a protein of 678 amino acids. The record is from RefSeq and is a predicted model, not a curated record. NCBI's taxonomy places the organism in Eukaryota, Fungi, Basidiomycota, Agaricomycetes, Polyporales, Laetiporaceae. Gene Ontology annotation, biological process: maturation of SSU-rRNA. The transcript has 6 exons. Gene Ontology annotation, molecular function: protein serine/threonine kinase activity; ATP binding.
GUUCACACACACCAGUAUGUCGUCCAGCAACGGGCUCGCACACGACGUUGUUGAGGAAGGCCAGUUUGACGAUGCUCCCGAUGAUAAGCCUGGCGCACCCACAGCAGAGACUGGCAGCACUCCUCUGAACCCGCGUGAGGGCCAUGCCUACAUCGACGAUGAGGAAGCACUCCUUGCAUGGUCACAGAGCGAAGACGAGGAUGAAGAGCGCGACGCGUUCGAGGAAGAAGAGGACGAGCUCGAAGCCUCGGUCUUCCAGACGCUCCGUGCCGAAGACGAAGAUUGGGAAAUCGCCGAGCGAGACUUCACAAAACAGUACAAUCGCUUGAAGCAACACGUAGCCGUGCGCACUGGAUCUGCACAGGGCGUUGCAUCCGCGAUCAACUCCCGAGCUACUGUCGCUGCUUUGCCUGCAGUCAACCGACCGCGUCUAACAGCGAAAGCCGCCCCUUCUGCUGUGUCUACAUCAAAUGCAUCUGUACCUCGUGCAAAGGACCAAACUGCCGACCAACUGCAGGCCUUGUCCAAGUACUCGUCGCGCAUCCGCGACAUCGAUAUGCCGUACGACCUCGGAGUAGGCGUGAACAGAAAGGGUCCGUCGGCGACUGCGAACAUGAAAGACAAAAGUGACCGCGCCACGAGUGAGCAGGUGCUCGAUCCCCGGACACGAAUCAUCCUUUUCAAAAUGAUCGGCCGAGGGCUGGUUUUUGAGGUGAACGGGUGCGUUAGUACCGGCAAGGAAGCGAAUGUAUAUCAUGCACUCACGCCUGACCGGAAACAUCUCGCAUUGAAGAUCUAUAAGACGUCUAUCCUGGUAUUUAAAGAUCGCGACAAAUAUGUCACAGGAGAGUUCCGCUUCAGGCGAGGCUAUAGCCGGCAUAACCCUCGCAAGAUGGUGCGGCUAUGGGCAGAGAAAGAGGUACGUAACCUCAAACGUCUAGUAGUAGCAGGUAUCCUCUGCCCGGAGCCUAUCGAGGUACGGGAAAACGUUCUGGUCAUGAGCUUCAUAGGCGACAAGGAGGGCUGGGCCUCCCCACGAUUGAAAGAUGCCGACAUUCCCGAGUCUGCCUAUCCCGACCUGUAUGUCGAGCUGCUCUGCAUGACGCGCAAGAUGUUCCUGAUCUGCAAGCUCGUGCAUGCCGAUCUCUCCGAGUACAACGUCCUCUACCACAUCGAGGACUCGCCCCCGCCUUCCUCCCCUCCCCAGUCGGACGCUGCCUCACCCACCGAGCAGCGCGGCCACCUCUACAUCAUCGACGUCUCACAGUCCGUCGAGCACGACCAUCCACACGCAUUCGACUUCCUCCGCGCCGACCUGCGCAACAUCGAGGACUUCUUUGGCAAGCGCGGCGUGCGCACCAUCGGUCUACGGCGCGCAUUCGACUAUGUCACGCGCGAGGUGCUCCCUGGCUCUGCAGACCAAGAAGAGACAGCAGUCCUGCGCCUGUGGAUGGAAGAGCCCGAGCCCGAGCCUGCAGCAGACGUAGACAGAGAGAUGAGUGCUCUCAGCGAUGCGAAGGCAGUCGCGGAUGCCGCGCACGAGGACUCGGUCUUUCUACGGUCGUACAUUCCGCGCACGCUCAACGAGGUGUAUGACCCUGAGCGCGACGUCGACGUGCUCACCCGCGGGGAGGGCGCCAAGCUUAUUUAUAAGGACACGAUCGGCAUCGUCGGCCCCAAGAAUGAGCCGAAGAGCGCGCUGAAGUUGGUGGAAGGCGGCGACGUGGUGGUGGUGCAGAAUCACAAGGCAAACGGGGUCAGGUUCAAGGAGCAUGACGACGCUGAUGAGGGGCGGGUUAAUGCGCUAGAGGCGCAGGAGGUGGGCAGCGAAGUCGACGGCGAAGGCUCCAGCUCGGAUGCGGAAGACGAGAGCUCAGGCGCUGAGGAGGUAUCGUUCGAGGAGAAGCAACCGCGCGGACAUCGGCAUGAAGAUAAAGAGGCAAAGAAAGAGCGGAAGAAGGCGGUGAAGGUUGAGGCGCGCGAGCGGCGGAAACACAAGAUCCCGAAGGCCGAGAAGAACCGCAAGAUCAAGGCGACCGCGCGCGGCGGAUGAACCCCUGAUUCAUCCUCUCUGCCGGCGGCGGCCCCCGUCGUGUGCACCUCUUUCGGCGACGGCGACUCCUUUGUCUUUGCCAUAUUUGCUAGCGGAGUCUAGGCUGGGCUUGGUAUUUUAGCUAAACACUGCCCUUCUACUGCAUUCCUAACAUUUUCUUGUGACCGGUAUUUGCGCCAUUUCGUUAUGAACUAUCUAACGCUCAUUUACCACAGCGGGGCUACUUUAGUGCAAAACGACUUCUUGUAUCCGCUUUUGUGAGCAAAGCACGUUCACGAAUAACAUGUAGCAUGAUUUCACAUGGUCCAUUCACAUCUGCU